Messenger RNA from Salvia miltiorrhiza (redroot sage), 1052 nucleotides. RefSeq names its product 60S ribosomal protein L13a-4. Gene Ontology annotation, molecular function: structural constituent of ribosome; mRNA binding. NCBI's taxonomy places the organism in Eukaryota, Viridiplantae, Streptophyta, Magnoliopsida, Lamiales, Lamiaceae. The transcript is spliced from 4 exons. Bases 249 to 869 code for a protein of 206 amino acids. Gene Ontology annotation, cellular component: ribosome; cytosolic large ribosomal subunit. Gene Ontology annotation, biological process: translation; negative regulation of translation. The record is from RefSeq and is a predicted model, not a curated record.
UUUUGAAAAAAAAGAAAGAAAGUAAAUUAGAUAUUCAAAAAGAAAAAGAAAAAAGAGUAAAUAAGAGAAAACUAGAAUGGGCUUUGGCCCAGAUGGAAAGGAAGGCUGAGAAUCCUUGUAUGGAACCCAAUUACAUUUUAAGAACCCAACCCUAGAAAAACCCUACUUUGCUUUCACUACCACUGCACCACCCUUAUAAUCCUUCCGCCUCUGAGGAGAGAGAGAGAGAGAAGUGAAAGAUAGUAGAGAUGGUGUCAGGUUCGGGUAUCUGCGCGAAGAGAGUGGUGGUGGAUGCUAGGAACCACAUGCUGGGGCGGUUGGCGUCCAUUCUCGCCAAGGAGUUGUUGAACGGCCAGAAAGUGGUGGUCGUCAGAUGCGAGGAAAUCUGCCUCUCCGGCGGCCUUGUUCGCCAGAAGAUGAAGUACUUGAGAUUCCUCCGCAAGCGGAUGAACACUAAGCCCUCCCACGGACCCAUUCAUUUCCGCGCCCCUUCUAAGAUUCUCUGGAGAACCAUCCGUGGGAUGAUUCCCCACAAGACUAAGAGAGGAGAAGCUGCCCUUGCACGCUUGAAAGUUUACGAGGGUGUCCCACCUCCCUAUGACAAAAUCAAGAGAAUGGUUAUUCCCGAUGCACUCAAGGUUUUGAGGCUUCAAGCUGGCCACAAAUAUUGUUUGUUGGGUAGACUCUCAUCAGAAGUUGGGUGGAACCACUAUGAUACUAUCAGGGAGCUUGAGAAGAAGAGGAAGGACAGAGCUCAGGCAACUUAUGAAAGGAAGAAGCAAUUGAACAAACUGAGAGCCAAGGCAGAGAAGGUUGCUAUGGAGAAGCUCGGCUCACAGCUCGACGUCAUUGCUCCCAUCAAGUACUAAAUAUUGUCAUAGAUAGCUAUUGAGUGUUAACUUUGUUGGAGACAUGUCUGUGAGUUAGAUUUCGUUAAGUUUUAAAUCACUUUUGGUUGUUAUUUUUCUGUUCUCAAACAUACCAUGGUUGUUGAAAACGGAUGCCAUAUUCUCAAAUUUUGAAAGUUUUAAUAGACUUUCCAAUGUUGUCAA